AUGAAACUCAUUGCUUCGAUCAUCGCCCUCGCCGCCGCGAACUACAACUCACACACUCUUCCCCAAGACGUUUCCGAAUUGACCUGGGCUGAUGAGGCCAACAGAGAGCUUUUCGAAGCUCGAGAAGCGCACAAGGAAUACGUCAGAUACCAGGCUCCAGAUGAUGAAUACGUUCCAAUUGAAGAUCUUCCUAUUGUCUUCUUGAACGGAAUCAAGUUCCGACGACAGGGAAAAGAGCCCAAGCCCGAUUCUUUGGAGCGAUUCAGAAAGGUGACCCGAUCUGACAACGGUCACCUGACAUGCAUGGACGCCGACAAAAUCCACAAAAAGCACAAGGGCGGAAACUCUCACCAAGAAGAAGAGCCCGCUCCCGGCAUGCAAAUGGACGUCGGUUUGGAUGUCGAGCCGCUCCAGGAAAUCAUCUACCCGCGAUACAAUGGGCCCGACGCUCCCUUCCCAGAUGCUCACAUGGGAAUCUUUUCUGAAGAAGUCGAGGAAGAGGAAGAGCAAGAAGUUACUCCACGACGAAAUCCAAUCUCGGAAUUCAAUCUGUCUUCUGUUGAUCCAGUCAGUGGGGGUGUUGUUUCGACGGAAUUUGAAGAGCCAGAAGAAGAUGAAGCCACAAUGGUCCAACUCGUCGGAGAAAUCCCAGAAGAACAACUCGUUCCCGCCAACUACGAAGAAGAAAGCUUGAGCCGAGAGGAGAUCCGCCUCAUCCGCCUCCGAAAGAAGUUUUUCGAGAUGAAAAACGUCAAGAUCGGCUGCUGCAACGGACAGGCUUACAAUUCGCAGAAGCGAUGCUGCUGCCGACGAGUUUCGUUUGAUAUGGACAAGAAAUUCUGCUGCGCCAUCAACGGUUGCGAAAGCUUCAAGAUCAUGAACAGAGGCAGCAUUCAGGACUACAACGAUUGUCUUUCUCUUGAUGGUCUCGUCGUGCAGGAAUACGGUUACCAAGGUCAACGAGGACAGCCCAAGAUCUUCGGAAACGACCGAAGCCGAAAUUAA
Messenger RNA from Oikopleura dioica, 1005 nucleotides. Lineage: Eukaryota; Metazoa; Chordata; Appendicularia; Copelata; Oikopleuridae. The record is from the annotation of a GenBank genome assembly.